Molecule: messenger RNA, 1134 nt
Organism: Babjeviella inositovora NRRL Y-12698
Lineage: Eukaryota; Fungi; Ascomycota; Pichiomycetes; Serinales
Exons: 1
Coding region: 1-1134 (377 amino acids)
Biological process (GO): glycerophospholipid biosynthetic process
Cellular component (GO): mitochondrion
Source: RefSeq, a predicted model, not a curated record
AUGUUGCGUAAAUACCGUCCGCUUUUCCGCGGCCUCUCCAGAGCCUACUCUACGGCGCCACUGGACAUUGGGUUUGUCUUUGACAUUGACGGGGUGUUGAUUAGGGGCGGCAAGUCCUUGCCACACGCGCUUCCCGCUUUGCAACUCUUGGAAAGGCUUAAAGUGCCGUAUAUUUUGCUCACGAAUGGUGGGGGAAAGUCGGAACUGACCCGUGUGAGAGACUUGUCGGCGCGAAUCGGCACUCAGUUGCACCCGGCGCAGAUUGUGCAGUCGCACACGCCGUGCAAAGCGCUCGUGAACGACCCCCAGUUCGAACGUGUGUUGGUGAUUGGUGGCAGGGGGAAUGAGGCCAGAGAAGUGGCUUUGCAGUACGGCUUCAAAGAGGCUUUGACUCCGAUUGAUGCCGUCAGAGCCAACGGCUCCAUCUACCCGUUCCAUUCAUACACCGAGGAGCAGCUAGAGGACAUUGCGAUGCAUCCUUCCGAGUCGCAUUUGUACGGAGGUUCUGCCAAACCAAUUUCCGCCAUCCUUGUGUUUUCGGACCCGCGUGAUUUUGGUACCGCUACCCAGAUCUCUAUGGACUUGCUCAACUCCGAAGAGGGCUACUUUGGCACCAAGCGAGGCAAUGCACAGUUGGUGGGCAAUGCCACCCCAUCUAUUCCCAUUAUCUUCUCAAACAAUGACUUUCUCUGGGCGAAUGAAUACCCGGUGCUGCGAUUCGGCCAGGGUGCGUUCCGAAUCACGAUGGAGGCGUUGUACAGAGAGAUGAACAAGGCUGAGUUGCAGAGCACAAUCUUGGGGAAGCCGUUUAAAGUCAGCUACGAUUACGCCCACCACGUCUUGAUUGAUUGGAGCCGGCGAUUGGGAUCCGAAAUUCAGCCAGAGACCCAGGUUCUCCCGCAGUUGAACGUGGCCCCGGUGCAGUCUCCGUUCAAAAAGGUCUACAUGGUUGGGGACAACCCGGAAAGUGACAUUUUGGGGGCAAACAACUACGGCUGGGAGAGUUUGUUGUUGCGCACGGGGGUGUUCAGAGACGAAGACUGGGAUAGUAUCGUCGCCAAGCCAACGGGUGGAGUCUUUGAUCAUGUAGAGGAAGCCGUGAGGUUUGCGUUAACCAAAAAUAGGUUGUUGUAA